GCCCAAGAUGGCCGACUUCGAGGAUCGGGUGUCGGAUGAGGAGAAGGUACGCAUAGCUGCUAAAUUUAUCACUCAUGCACCCCCAGGAGAAUUUAAUGAAGUAUUCAAUCAUGUCCAACUACUACUUAAUAAUGACAAUCUCCUCAGGGAAGGGGCAGCACAUGCAUUUGCCCAGUAUAACAUGGAUCAGUUCAUGCCUGUGAAGAUAGAAGGAUAUGAAGAUCAGGUCUUAAUUACAGAGCACGGUGACCUGGGUAAUAGCAGAUUUUUAGAUCCAAGAAACAAAAUUUCCUUUAAGUUUGAUCACUUAUGGAAAGAAGCAAGUGAUCCCCAGCCAGAGGAAGUAGAUGGAGGCUUGAAGUCUUGGAGAGAAUCCUGUGACAGUGCGUUAAGGGCCUAUGUGAAAGAUCAUUAUUCCAACAGCUCCUGUACUGUGUAUGCUAAAACUAUAGAUGGGCAGCAGACUAUUAUUGCAUGUAUUGAAAGCCACCAAUUUCAGCCUAAAAACUUCUGGAAUGGUCGUUGGAGAUCAGAGUGGAAAUUCACCAUCACACCACCUACAGCCCAAGUGGUUGGAGUGCUUAAGAUUCAGGUUCACUAUUACGAAGACGGCAAUGUUCAGUUGGUUAGUCAUAAAGAUGUGCAAGACUCAAUAACGGUGUCAAAUGAAAUACAAACUGCCAAGGAGUUUAUUAAAAUCAUAGAGAAUGCAGAAAAUGAAUAUCAGACAGCAAUUAGUGAAAACUAUCAAACCAUGUCAGACACCACAUUCAAGGCCUUGCUCCGGCAGCUUCCAGUUACCCGCACCAAAAUCGACUGGAACAAGAUACUCAGCUACAAGAUUGGCAAAGAAAUGCAGAAUGCUUAAAGGCUGACUGUAGAUUCUUCAGUAUGUGGAACAAAAAGGAUUCAACGUGUGGUCAUAUGAUAAAUAAGUGGUUUAUAAACAAGAGUGAUAUUUUGCUAGGGCUUUCAAAGUUAACAGUUUUUGAAGUACUGUUGAACCUACAGCAUUGUCUUAAUUUCUUUUGUGUUCUC
Molecule: messenger RNA, 1038 nt
Organism: Lepus europaeus (European hare)
Lineage: Eukaryota; Metazoa; Chordata; Mammalia; Lagomorpha; Leporidae
Product: F-actin-capping protein subunit alpha-1-like
Exons: 1
Coding region: 8-868 (286 amino acids)
Biological process (GO): barbed-end actin filament capping; actin cytoskeleton organization
Cellular component (GO): F-actin capping protein complex; actin cortical patch
Molecular function (GO): actin filament binding
Source: RefSeq, a predicted model, not a curated record